Dunckerocampus dactyliophorus (ringed pipefish) is the source of this 1384-nucleotide messenger RNA. Its product is annotated as IST1 homolog. NCBI's taxonomy places the organism in Eukaryota, Metazoa, Chordata, Actinopteri, Syngnathiformes, Syngnathidae. The transcript has 10 exons. The coding region runs from base 236 to 1243 and encodes 335 amino acids. Gene Ontology annotation, biological process: protein transport. The record is from RefSeq and is a predicted model, not a curated record.
ACUGAAGUAAUAAUUGUGUUUUGGAGGAUUAUUGGUGGUGUUUUACUACUUAAAACGAGUAGUAGAUGGCAGUUUGUGGACACUUGUGUAGUACCGAGCGACAGCUAUGUAUGCAUGUAGCUUGACUAGCUAGGUGUCAAUAGAAGACGAAGAAAACAAUGCUUGAGCUUAGCAAAAAAUGAAAUAAAUUAAAAAAUGGGACCCGCCCGUACGUCUUUUACUUUAUCCACCAGUGAUGCUCGGAGGAGGCUUCAAAUCGGAGAGGUUAAGAGUCAACCUCCGGCUCGUCAUCAACCGACUCAAGCACCUUGAGAACAAGAAAACUGAGCUCGCUCAAAAGGCUCGCAAGGAGAUUGCAGACUACCUGUCGUCAGGAAAAGAUGAGCGGGCGCGGAUCCGUGUGGAGCACAUCAUCAGGGAGGACUACUUGGUGGAAGCCAUGGAGAUCCUGGAGCUUUACUGCGACUUGCUGCUGACACGCUUUGGCCUCAUUCAGUCUAUGAAGGAGCUGGAUCCAGGCUUACAGGAGGCGGUGUCCACCCUUAUCUGGGCAGCCCAUCGCCUCCAGACAGAGGUGACUGAAUUAAAGAUCGUAUCAGACCAGUUGUGUGCAAAAUAUAGCAAGGAGUACGGCAAGCUGUGCAGGUCAAACCAGAUUGGAACGGUCAAUGAAAGGCUGAUGCACAAACUCAGUGUGGAGGCCCCUCCCAAGAUCUUGGUGGAGCGCUACUUGAUUGAGAUAGCCAAGAAUUACAAUGUGCCGUAUGAACCUGAUGCUAUGGUCCGGCCUGAGGUGAAUCGCGGAGAAGAAGCAGACCUCAUUGACGUGAACAGCCACAAAAAGUCAGGAGGAGGAGGAGGAGGAGGUUUUACUGCUCCUGCCAUGCCCAUGCCCAUGCCCAUGCCUGCCCCUUUCAACUAUCCACCUCCCAAAGGAGCAGAACCAUUCAAUCCGGCCAUUGGAUUCAACUUCCCGCACACCAUGGAAGGAGGGCAGCCCCCUCAGCUGCCCACUUCUCCCCCCACAUACGAGUCUAUUGAUGACCUAACAGACAAAAACUGUCUUCCUUCCCAGAGCACAGCUCCGUUGACGCAAAUCAACGACGACAAUGCUCUCCCAGAACUUCCUUCUGUCCCCGACACGCUCCCGACAACCUCCUUCGGCGGAAACACCACCACUUCGGAUGACAUCGACUUUGACGAUUUGACACGACGCUUUGAAGAGCUGAAGAAGAAGACCUAAGAAUGUGUUCAUCGUCUUGGAAGACCAACGCAUGGGCCGGCAUUGUUGUCUGUAGGAAGUAAAACUCAGCUCAGAGUUUGAUAUAUUAUAUUUUUUAUAUAUAUAUAUAUAUAUAUAUAUAUAUAUAUAUAUAUAUAUAUA